AGAAAAAGUAACAUAACAUUCAACCAUCAACAGCAAUAACAUCAAGUAAGAUUUGGGGGAGAGUGCGACUUCCACUUCGAGGCUAUAGCAUUUUUCGCAGCUGCUAAGAGUGACACUAUCAACUCUUUACUAUGGCAAGAGACUGUGUUUUCUCCGGGAAAGCACUGUAGUAAAGGCAUGAGUACGGCAGCCCGGGAAUGUGGAUCCCCCAAGGAGAUGUUUUGGGGCUCUUCGGUAGGCAUGAGCCUUCCUGGCAUCUGUGAAGAGCUGAGCAGAUCUUUUCCUUGGACAAACAAGAAAAGAAGGAGCGGUCUUUCCAGACUCUGCAGGAAUAAAGCAUCUUUGUCUGAAAAUGGAUGGAAUUCCUAUUGUUUAACUUCAUUAGCUGCCCGGAACAUCUGUACUAGCAAGCUUCAUGACUCUUGGACUCCCUUGGAAUCUGCUUCUCUUAACUGUUCAGUAUGCAGCAACUCUUCUUGUUCCCUCUUAAAUGCCCUGGUUCUGGGAGAAUCUACCCAGUCCCUGCCAACUUCUGUGCGUAACCCAAACAAAGCCAUUUUCACUGUGGAUGGCAGAACAACAGAGAUUCUAGUUGCAAAUGACAAAGCCUGCAAGCUUCUUGGUUACAGUAGCCAGGAACUGAUUGGCCAGAAAUUAUCUCAGAUGAUUUCAAAAUGCAGCUGGGAUAUAGUGGAGGCACUGAAUGAAGAGCGUGUUGAUGCUCAAGGACAUGUAGCAGCAGUUCCUGGAACUGUGGUAGAUGUUAUUUCUCAUAGCAAUGAAAAGAUCCCAGUCUCUGUAUGGAUGAAAAGAAUAAAAACUCAUGGUGGUCAGUACUGUGUGGUUGUUCUGGAGCCUGUUGAAAGACUUGCUGCCUCUGUUUGCUUCAUAAGCAAUGGAGAGAUAACUUCAUGUGACUCCCUUUUUGCCCAUCUCCAUGGCUACUCAUCACCUGAAGACGUGGUUGGUCAUUACAUCACAGACUUAAUUCCUUCUAUACAAAUUCCUCCACCUGGCAAGAAAAUCCCUAAGAAUUUCAAGAUUCAGAGGUCUGUGGGCAGAGCAAGGGAGGGUACAACAUUUCCUCUAAGCCUGAAACUGAAGGUGAACUUUCCUCCUGAAAAAGCUACAACUGUACAAGAUGACCAUAUGUCAGUACUUGAUUCUGAAAAUUUAGAAGACCGCAGAACAGCCUUCUCCAUGGAGUGUUCUUUCUCUGCUACUAUCUGGGUGUUUACCACUAUCAGCGGGCUGAUAACAGUUCAGGCGGAUGGUACAGUUUAUGGAAUCAACAAUGCAUUUUCUUUAAUGCUGUUUGGCUAUGAAAAAAGGGAAUUGCUGGGAAAGAACAUUACAUUCCUGAUUCCUGGAUUUUACAAGUACAUGGAUAGAGCUGAUGAAUCUUCUUUGCCGUUGCCAUCUCUUGAAGAUGGUGCAGAUGCAGAAAAUGUGAGCUGCUCUGGAGCCCAGGUGGAUGCCUAUAGCACUACGGAAGGUGGUGAAGAUGCCAACCUGUUGAUUGCUGGAGAUGUGGUUUUGCCACUCCAGGAAGAACAGCAGGAAUUACCAAGGAGUGAAAAAGGUGUCUGUACUAGGAAGGAAAGCCAGCUGCAGAGUGUGGGUAGCUUGUCUUUUGUUCUCUCAUCUCCCCCAGAGAUCUCCAUGCCACUGGAUGGAACAGACUACACGCCUGUCCAUGAUGAUAUGCCAGCCUGUGGUGAAGUAUUGCCUUCUGAGAAUCCACAUGUGGAAGGAUUCAUUGAAACAGAAAAUGUAGAGCCUGUUGUCUCACAGCAGUCUGAAGUACAUUCUCCAAAACAAUUUUAUUCAAAACCAUGUGUGUUAGGUCAAGAUAGAACUGCAGUACUAGAUAGCGAUCUUGUCAGCAGUUCUUCUCACCUAGUUCAGGAAGAAAGUGAUAACCCUUUGGAUACACAUAGUAUCAUUUCAGAGUUUCUUGUGGUGAACAAGAGAGGAGAGAAGUCUGUCCUGUGCAGUCAGAUCUCUGUUGGACAGGCAGUAGAGGAUGAUGAUUUAGGACUUGAGAUGAGUCUGCCUUGUGACGCUGUGCAUAUGUCAUUUGGGACUCCUAUACUGGAUGAGCCAAUGCGUAGAACUGUAUCUUGUCCUAAACAAAACGAAGGAGAAAAAGGUGACCUUCCAGACACAAAUCUGACAGGUAGCGCAAAAAGUCGGAGCUUUGAAAACAUUGCCCUUGAAAAUACAGCCUUCCUGCCUAAUGAAAGAAGCAAUACCCAUCCUAUUUCUGCAGCAUCACAAGAUACUUAUAAUGUCUCUUCAUUGGCAAGUGUGGUUAGUAACAAGGUAGGUGAUGAUGUAGCUGCUGUUUCCUGUGGCCUGACCAAACUGUCACUGAGGAAUCAUGCACAGGCGAAUUCAGACUCUUGUGCUUCCUCAGAAUCACAGAAGAAAUACUUGAUCAAGGAAGAAGGUCUCAGACUGCCCUUGGACCUGGCAGAAGAAUCAUUUGCUCCUGAUCAGAUACAGUUCCUUAUGAGUGGUGGUUCUCCAACAAGCUACCGGAAGAGCAUGAUCUCUUCCAAACAUUUGGUGCCUUCAAACAAAGAUAUAUCUAGAUGCUGCACUUCAGAGACCGAAAAUGCCACAGCAAGCAUGGGGGAUCAUGUGGAAAGACCUUCACUGGAUGAUGCUUGUUCCCAAGAAGAAUUUGUGCCAAUAACGCAGCAGAGCAUGGCACAGAUAACAUCAACACCUGUGAAACUAGAAGCUGUGCGGUCCCCAACAAGUAUUUUAAACUGUGAUAUUUUGGAAGGCAGCUAUUCGGGUAACUGCUACCAUAGAGAUGGUUCUCGACUUGCUAUAAUCUUUGAAGUCAAACGUGUGGAACUGCAGGACCCUUCUAGUCUUUUCUGUGUUUGGGUUAUGAGAGACCAUUUCCAGAGCCAGAAACAAGCAGCAGCCAAGACACAGAUGCUUCUUUCCAGUUUGGCCAGUUCUUCCCAGACCUUAGCUGAUGUGUCUGCACUCAGCUUGGUAGAAUUGAUCAAAACAACAUCCUUAUUUGAGAAUUCACGAAGAACUGAAGAAUUAGAAAGGCUGAGAGCUUGUGAGGGAGAAUAUGGGAAGAAAUAUGACACACUUGGUCUCAUUGGCAGAGGAGCUUUUGGUUUUGUCUGGACAGCCAGAUGCAAGAAGGAUCACAAGGAGGUUGUUGUGAAGUUCAUUUGGAAAGAUAAGGUGUUGGAUAACUGCUGGGUAGAUGAUCCUGAGUUGGGGAGAGUUACUCAAGAAAUUGCAAUUUUGGUAAAAUUGCAGCAUCCCAGUAUUAUAAAGGUGCUAGAUGUAUUUGAGAACCGGCAGUUCUUUCAGCUCGUGAUGGAGAAGCAUGGGCCAGGUCUGGAUCUUUUCACAUUCAUUGAUAACCAACCCAGUAUGGAUGAGCCUUUGGCAAGUUUUAUAUUCAGACAGCUGGUGUCUGCAGUGGCUUAUCUACGCUAUAGGAAUAUCCUUCACAGGGAUAUCAAGGAUGAGAACAUCAUCAUUGCUGAAGAUUUUACUAUCAAACUGGUAGACUUUGGCUCGGCUGCCUACCUGGAACCGAACAAGCUGUUUUACACAUUUUGUGGGACUAUUGAGUACUGCUCUCCAGAAGUUCUAUCAGGCAAUCCAUAUCUAGGACCAGAACUGGAAAUGUGGUCUCUUGGAAUCACCCUUUAUACGUUAGUCUUUGGAGAAAAUCCUUUUUGUGAGCUGGAAGAAACCAUGGAGGCUGUCUUAAAACCUCCCUUCUGUGUGUCACAAGACCUGAUGAACCUCUUGUCUGGACUCCUAUAUCCUUUUCCAGAGGACCGCACAACUCUAGAAAUGUUAAUGAAGGAUACUUGGGUAACACAACCUGUGAAUUUAGCUAAUUACACCUGGGAAGAAGUAUAUGCUUCUGCCAAGCCAGAAGGCAUCCGCUUCAAAAUUCAUCCCACUGCCUGCAGUUAUGAUGGCACCUGGACAACUCCAAGCCUGGAUAGUGAGCAGAGCGCAAAUGAUGAUCCCAGUGCGCACAGGCUGGUGGAACCCCAGCCAGAAAGCACUACCGCUGCGACUGAUCAAGAGCCAUCAACUUCUGUUUAUUGUCGAAACUACUGAAAUCUGUACUCUGGACAUUUAACUUUUGCUGAAGAACAUCUCCUAUAUCUUCCUUGGGAUCUUAACAAAAAAUACCAAGAAGAUGCACAUAUCUGUAUUGUGCCAAUUCUGACAAAUUUACCAGCUGCAGGCAGAGAAUGGCUGGGAUUGUAGCCAUUCACCCUGUCUGCUGUGAGUGCCUGUCCCACUUCUGAGCCUACUGGCUGUGUAUCCUUGGGCAUCUCAUUAGCACAGUGGCUGUAUAUGGCUGCUGACCUGUGCUGGCUCAAUAUAUCAACAUGUUUCAACAUCUCCGCAUGUAUGCACACAAAACUAGGGUGCUGACCAAGCAAUUUGGAGUGUUGUAUAUAUGGACACAAAUAUGAAAAGAAGCACUUGAGCAUGGAAAUAUGGCAGGCCUGGGGAUGCGAUGGGCCACUCUCACUACCAUGCAAUGCAUUACCAGUAAGCUUAUUCUGCAUAAAUGUUCCUUUCAUUGUUGUUAAUAAGCAAGACUAAAGCCUAUGUUGUCCAGAGAUGCUCUGACGGGGCCGGUUUUUUUUUUUUACUUCAGGCCAUUCUACCUCUACUGUUAUGUGUAGCAAGGGUUUUUUAAAAAGGCAGCUAGGUACCUCCUGUUUCUUCUCCUUAACAGAUGAUGGUUGGGUAUGCAUCCUGUCUGAAAUACUUGAUAAUGUGACUUAAUAACAUGUAAAUGGUCUGUCAGCUUGCUUCAGGCCUUUUCUUGCAAAGUAUUUCCAGUGGCUAUCCUAACUUGCUCAUCCUACCAGUUGGAGAUUCUUUACCAUUCAAAACCAAUUAGAGGAUUCAGCUAGAGUCUAGAACACUCCCAUGCUUGGGGCUUUUGGAUGAUCCCGCUUGAGAACUUUGCUCCUCAUGUUGGAGGUAAAACUGUAGCUGAUAGAUCCGAGUGUGAUGGCAAAGGUUUUCUGCAAGUAAAGAGAAAAGACAGAUUGUCUACAUUUACUGUAGUUUAGUUUACUGCAUUUCAAAAUAGCAAAGAACUCUGGUCAGACAUUUCUGUGAUUUGGUUGUUAAGGUCCUGAUUCUGUUGAAGGAAGCAGGCCUCAGAAGGCUCACAUCUAGAACAUCCUUUCCAUUCCUUUUUCUUUUUAAAAAAACCCACCUAAAAUUAGGUAUUUUUAAAAAAAAUACCCAAAUGUUAUGUUGACCCUGGGGAUGAUUUGUGAACUGCUGAUCUUCAUGAGAGUAUUCUGCGUUUUUUAUACAAGCCACAAAGCAUUGUCAAAGUUCAUUUUAUAAUUUUAUUUUAAAGUUUUUUGGGAACAGAGUACUGUUUUUCAAGUAAACUAGAUGCCUGCACAACACACAAUCAUUUUUGGUACUUUCCCUAUUUUUGGAUGAUCUGUUAGAUGCAUUCUUUGAAUAGAGCUGCUUUACUUGUAUUUGGCUCUAAUUCAGGAAGCAUGAGUUUUAUUAAUAAAACUCUUUCACAUUACUCUUUACAGAAUAAGCUUUCUAACUUUUUAUUAAACACCAAUUUAGAAGUUGCUUCUGUGGAGCAUGUUGCCAGUUCUGUACUGUCUAUAGUGACUUCCUUUCUGUGGUCUUGAAGCUUCCUGGUCUUGAACCAAUCAAGUGAUAGAGAACAGACGAAGUACUUCAUAAAGCCUCUUUUAAUCUUCUGCUGCACACACAAGUAGGCAUCUCCAAGCCAGUAAUCUAAAAUACUCUGCCCCUAAAGAUGUAUUUAUCUAUCUUGAUACUCAUUUUUAGGGUACAUGCGUACCUUUACUAACGGGAACCUCGCUUGUCUGGAAUUCUAAAAUGGGUUCCAAGAAAUAUUAAGGCCAGUUAUAAAUGAAGUAACCAGAGAGUCUUCCUUGGCACUGCUCCAUCUUGACUGAUUGAAAUGUGGUUGUGCAAGCCUCAUGUCUUGAAUUUUGAAGCACGAGAGAACAUUUAGUAUGUUUUUGAUUGCUGUGACUUCCAUCUUUAAUUGUGUUCUAUCACUUCUCAAGUUAACACAAUAAAUUUUGGUA
Molecule: messenger RNA, 6125 nt
Organism: Eublepharis macularius
Lineage: Eukaryota; Metazoa; Chordata; Lepidosauria; Squamata; Eublepharidae
Gene: PASK
Product: PAS domain containing serine/threonine kinase
Exons: 19
Coding region: 178-4122 (1314 amino acids)
Biological process (GO): protein phosphorylation; regulation of DNA-templated transcription; negative regulation of glycogen biosynthetic process
Cellular component (GO): nucleus; cytoplasm; cytosol
Molecular function (GO): ATP binding; protein serine/threonine kinase activity
Source: RefSeq, a predicted model, not a curated record